Anas platyrhynchos (mallard) is the source of this 3688-nucleotide messenger RNA. It is a transcript of the gene LAMP2, whose product is annotated as lysosomal associated membrane protein 2. Lineage: Eukaryota; Metazoa; Chordata; Aves; Anseriformes; Anatidae. The record is from RefSeq and is a predicted model, not a curated record. Gene Ontology annotation, cellular component: lysosomal membrane; late endosome membrane; plasma membrane. Gene Ontology annotation, biological process: establishment of protein localization to organelle.
CCGCGCCCCUCCCCUCACAUGACCGGUGGCGAGGCUCUUGCCGUGCCUGCCUCCCUCGCUUGCCCCUCGGUAGAGCUCCUAGGCCGGCAACAUGGAGACGCGCCGGGGCCCUGCCGCCCUCCUCCCCCUCCUCCCCCUGCUGCUGCUGCUGGGCGCCUCCGGGUUUCUCCAGUCCUAUGCAGUGGAAGUAGAUGUAAAGGAUGCCUCUAACGUUACGUGCUUGUAUGCACAAUGGAUGAUGAAAUUCUUGAUAAAAUAUGAAACAAACAGUAGUGAUUAUAAAAAUGCAAGUUUGGAUUUGCCAUCUACCGUGACACACGAUGGAAGUGUCUGUGGCAAUGACACACAAGCUGCACUUCUGGCAGUACAGUUUGGAGGUGGUCACUCUUGGAGUGUUAACUUUACAGAAACUAAUGAAACUUACCAGGCUGACUUUAUCGUGUUUACCUACAACACCAAUGAUGCUGCUGUAUUUCCUGAUGCUAAAAGAAAAGGACUGGUUACAGUUGUUGUAAAGGAUUCUAUGCAUCCAAUUCAACUAAAUAAUGUCUUCGUGUGUCAUCAUACUACCUCUGUUGAAGCAGAAAAUGUAACGCAAUUUGUCUGGAAUAUUACUAUGCAGCCUUUUGUUCAGAAUGGCACAAUUGGUAAAACAGAGACUAGAUGUCAUGCUGAUACACCCACUGCUGCACCUACUGUUGUGCCUACUGCUGCCAAUGUAACUACCACAUCCACCACCACUUCAUCACCUGCUCCAACCACCGCUCCCAAACCUGUUGAGAAUCCAGUCACAGGAAACUAUUCUCUUAAAUCUGGAAAUAAAACUUGUCUUCUGGCUACUGUGGGGCUGCAGCUGAAUGUUUCCCAAGACAAGCCUCUUCUGAUCAACAUCAAUCCGAAAACAACUAGUACGGACGGGACAUGUGGGAACACAUCAGCUACUCUGAAACUGAACGAUGGAAACAGCACAUUAAUUGAUUUCACAUUCAUUGUUAAUGCAAGUGCAAGUGUACGAAAAUUUUAUCUGAAAGAGGUGAAUGUUACACUACUCAACCACCUGAAUGGUUCUGUCAUUUUAAAUGCAGAUAACAACAACUUCAGCAAGUGGGAUGCUUUCCUUGGUAAUUCCUACAUGUGUCGAAAAGAGCAAACUCUCGAGAUUAAUGAAGAUCUUCAAGUACAUACUUUUAAUCUAUGGGUUCAACCAUUCCUCGUGAAGGAAAACAAGUUUGCAAUAGCCCAGGAGUGCUCGCUGGAUGAUGACACCAUUCUAAUCCCAAUUGUAGUUGGUGCUGCACUUGCUGGCUUGAUUGUCAUUAUAGUGAUUGCUUAUAUAAUUGGCAGAAGAAAAAGCUAUGCUGGAUAUCAAACUUUGUGAAUCUAAAUGUAAUCACUGUUCUGAUUUCACUCUAAAUGAAGCAAGUGCAAGUCCAAAAAAGCCCCAAACCUUAGGACUAAGUGCUAGCCACGGCUAAUUGGAGUUGGGAAACAAAGGGAGAAUGUUUAUCCCAGAUGAAGCAGAACUACGUUCUUAGUUUUCCUGCUUUGGAGAAGACGACGUGGGUUUCAUAGCUGUUCUGAAGAUGUUCAGAUACCACUAUUGGAUACAUUGCUAGGCUGAGUAUUUUAUUUUGGAAGAAAAACCACUGAAGUGUUUAGGAUUCAUUUCCACUUUUUACAAAUUGUAGCCUGAAACUAGAACACCUUCCAAACUGAUGUGCAUUGGGCAGUUCCCAGGAUUGCAUAGGAUAUGUACUUGCUUCUCCCUUCUGUGUUCCUUACUUGUCAUAAUUGUCAGUUAAGUUGACAGCAUUAGUCACUAUGUUGACUCACGUAGUACUUACGGAUUGUAUGAUGCCCAGUAAUAACUUUGUUUUUCAUAGAGUUGAACUUCAGGCUGGUAAUUAAGUGGUGUUUUGAAGUGGCAGCAGUAACUUACUUAGCUUUGAUGGAGUUUGAGUAGUUUACUCCUGCCUUGGUGGUUUCAGGAACCAUUCCCAUACCCUGGCUAUACAAACAAUGUGGGUAACGUAUGCUUGCCAGGUGGUUGAUGUGUUGGAAGAUUUCAGUGCAGUUUCCAAAUGCGUUCCAAAAAUAAAAAAAAUAUUCUGUUAGGCACUGAAUUCUUCAUCAAUUCUUCAUCAGUUUUAUACCUUGCCAAUCUCCUGAAAUAAUUCAACUGAGGCAGAUUUCUGCUAAAAUCAUGCAGGCUUUUUUUUUUUUUUUUUUCCUGGAAUCAGUUUAUAGGGAAUAACUGGUCUAAAUAUUCCAGAACUUUAAAGUGCACUUAACUUUAUAUCAUACCUUGCACAGAACUGGUCUGUCUUGUUGCUUUGAAUUACCAUUGUUUAAAGAUGCUUUAAUUUAAUGAGCCAGUAUCUGUUGCUGCAACUUGAGCUGUCUUUAAAUCUUCAUCUUGAAUGGUUCUGUGCUAAUCAAAAUCCAUAUAACAAUUGUCUGCCUUUGGCAUCCUCAGUGUUUAAUGUACUUUGUGUUUGAUUGUUUGCUGUGUACCAUUUAUUACCGUUAAGAAUGCAAAAGCUAAACAAGUUUGAGAUAGACCAAUUACACCUAUUUUUCCUUGCUUUGUGGAAAGGCUAACUAGCUUAAAAAAUGCAGUGCAAAUGGACUGUUCUUAAGCUGCAGCUCUGUCAAGUCUAACCCUUGCUGCACUUUUUUUUUUCUGGCCUCCUUGUGCUGCAUUUUUUACUGCAUGGAAAAAAAACUAUUUUUCUAAAAUGUGUGACCUUUUUGCAUGUGUCAUAACAUGAGCUGCCUAAACUAGUCAUUUAAUGAGCAUAACGUCUCCUCUUUAGAAUGAGUUCAGCUUGCAUCAAAGCUGGUUUAGUGUUUUAUUAGUGUUUUCUAGGCUUGUAGAGAUGUCUGUGGCAUGUUUGUGUACAGAUUUUUUCUGAAAGUGUAUUUCAUAGACUUAUUUGAUGAAAACAGUUUUACCUUGACACUAGCUAAGGAAGCAAAAAUGGGUGGAUAAAGCUUACUAUAGCUUGUAGUCUGCAGCUUGAAUUUUGCAUCAGUUACUGCAUCAUUUCAAUGAAAGUGGGGAAAUACUAUCAGUUUAAUCUCAAAACAGGCUUCAAGACUUUACAUUUUAAUUAAAAACAAAAUCAAAUAGUGGAUCUAAUAACUUAAUCAUAUUAAUAUAUCAUUAAAUGCGGAAGUUCCUAUAGAUUUUUAGCAUUUUCCUGACUGAAGUUCAUUGUCACCAGUUAUACCUGCAUUUCUGUUAUGGAGUAGUCACCGCACUGUAUUCAUCUGAUCAUGUGCAUUUUUGAUCUCCGCACGAUUUCCAAGUGACAAAACAGAAGAUCAGUGCAAACUGCUCCUAAAAUCCAACAAAACUAAAUGCACCUUUGCAAAAACCUGGAGCUUGAUCUUUGUUUGCAACUAUACUGGCUGAGAGAUUAAAGUGCUCCUAGACUGAUGUGCAGAUAACUGGUUCAAAAAACAUCUAAGUUUCACCUGACUGCCUGUUGUUAUAAAACCACUAGUUUUCCUGUAUGUAUUGAUCCAUAGGGAAUUGUCAACCCUGCUCAACAUGUGCUCUAAAUAAUAAAGAUUGUUCUGUUUAUUAAGGAAACUUGUUCAUAUUUUUUAACCGAUUUGAAAACAGACAUCUUGUAUUACCUUUUUUAAAAGAAAAUAAAAUAAAGGAGUAAGGCCAACUUAA